UCUCUCUCUCUCUCUCUCUCUCUAACACACGCACACGAGCACGCGCCCACUCACAUUCAUGCAAGCGAGUGUGAUGUGCGUAAACAAUUGCACGGAUUGACGCUGUUCUCUAGAAGCGAUCCUGCCUGAAUGACAGAAGGCUGCUGAAGGUGUACAUUAAGCGGAAGCGCUCCGGCACAAUGCAGAAAGAGCGCAAAUGUGGAAAGCUCUACGGCUCUUUGGAGAAAGUAGAGCCGAGAGAGGACGCGCACAGAACAGAUGAAGACGGCAUCGUGUCUAUGGCAGACUCCACCACCACUGUGGAUGACAUUGAGGGCGAGCUUUUCAAAAUUGAGAGGAUACGAGACGUGCUGGUGCGAAGAGAGUCUGAGCUGAGAUACAUGAUGGAUGAUAUUCAGCUAUGUAAAGAGAUCACAAGGCUUAAAAAAGAACUGCAGAAAUUAGUUUCGAUCCCAGAUAAAGACAAGUCCAGUGAAGACCGGCAGCGUGAGGAGAUGCUGCUGCAGCAGAUCCACAAGCUGGUGGAGACUCGAGACUAUCUGGUGGAUGAUGUGGAGUUUGAGAGGCUAAGGGAGCAAGAGGAGGACAAAGAGAUGGCCGAGUUCUUACGAGCAAAAUUUCCUUCAAGCUCUACUAAGAAAAGUUCCACUCAGAAAAGAAGAAUGACCUCUAGGGCCCAGCAGGUUUCCUCUCCAAAAGUGACCAAGGCUGGCCUUACCCUGCUUAAAGAAUGCUGCGGUUUCACCUGUUCUGUCAUGUAGAAUAAGAAACAAUAACUACAAGAAUGGGAAAAGAACUGAGAUUCAUCAAAGCUAAAAAAAAAAAAAAAAAAAAAAAGUCCAUCAAAGCUAUGGAUAAAGAAAACUGUAUAUGUAAGCAUGAGCCGUUUUACACAGCAGUAUAUUUUAUGAGGUACUGAGCACUAGUCUCAUUACUGCCAUGCAAAUUGUGGAAGUUAUUUUUUAAAUCAACAAUGCGAUAAACAUUAUGCAAUGUGCUGCAAAUCGAUUUAUUGUACUUGUGCAGUAGUGUGUCUCUGUCUUCUCUCUGCUGUGUGAAGUGUGUGGACUUUAAUUUAAACUCUUCAGUAAUCAAUAUUUUUAUGAACAGUAUUUUGUCUUUGUGAAAAGAAAAAAAAACAGAUGUCUGAACUGCAUCCGCUACUAAGUUGCAAGCUUGGUGUACUUGCAAUGUUGUGCCACAGAAUACAACUCGAUUUUAACUCAGCUUUAACCAUUAACAUGCAUUUUGCCAGAGAGAGAGAGACAGAGAGA
Molecule: messenger RNA, 1274 nt
Organism: Silurus meridionalis
Lineage: Eukaryota; Metazoa; Chordata; Actinopteri; Siluriformes; Siluridae
Exons: 6
Coding region: 180-761 (193 amino acids)
Source: RefSeq, a predicted model, not a curated record